CAUGAAAAGAGCAGAGCAAGUGCUAGUAUAUAGCAGAGUACUUGGAAUUGGUUUUUAUUUCCUCUGUAAGAACUCUUGGGUCAUAUUUGCAGAUAUCUUGUUUGACUUGUGAUAUGCCUAAGAAGGACUUGUGGGUAGGGACAACUGACCCAGUUCCUGCAGCAGUUGUUGGCAGUGCAGACAGCUGUGACAGUAUGAUCAGCAAUGAAUCCAGCCACUCUGGAAUGAGUGACAGUGGCUAUGACUAUCUAUCUGUGGAAGAGAAAGAAUGUCUCCUGUUCCUUCAAGAAACGCUAGAUUCACUAGAUGCUGAAGCAGACAGUGGGGUUUCCACUGAUGAGGCUGAGAUUGCUGAGCCUUCCAGGCAUCCACGGACAUGGCCUCAGAGAGACAAUCCCAAAGAACUGGACCAUGAAAAUCUUGGAAAACAACAAAAAAAUGAACAGAAGAGCAAAAAAAGAGUUACUGAUUUUGUUCCUGUUACCACAAGUCCAGGCUAUCAUAGCCUUCCAAGGAAUGUUGGUGUAAGAAAGGACCACCAAACAAACAACCAUUCCCUCACAGAGAUGGCAGGCUCUAAUGCUGAUGAUCCAAAAACACGUCCUCAGUUGCACCUGAAUUCAUGGAGGUCACAUAAGCUUGGGACUGCAGACAUACCAAAUGACCAACCCAGUAUGAGUACCCAUAUAAAGACCCCCGAUUUGGAGUCUGUAGUCAUUCCACCCCCUGAACCAUUUCAGGAUCAGUGCAGAAGCCAUUCCACAACAGGGCAGGAGCCACCACUUCUUAACAAGGAUUCCUGCAAGGAUCUUGAAAAGGGGACACCUUGUCACUCUGAGAUUAAGAGAAAUAUUGACAUCAUAGAGGGUUAUGAGGCUAGAGCUGCCCAACAGCAGCUUUCAUCAGAAAAGAUGGGGCUGACAUUUGGAAAACAAGCUGCUCCAAAACCUCUGUCUCCUCAGCCUAACAAGAAGAUAACUGAAAGUGCUCAAGACAAUUAUAAAAAACCUACAGUGGAGGAAUCUCCCCUGGAUUCUAGCCUUAAGCAAGGUCCUCCCACUGCCCCAAAGCCCAGGAAACUGCCCCCAUACAUUAUCCUCAAAACCAGCAAAAGCAAUGUUAUUUCACUCCCUGGGGAGCCCAGUCACAAAUUCAAAGUGCUUUCUCCAUCAAAUGGCAGGCCCAGAGCAGCAACAGGUGACUUUUCCACAGAGAAGAUGCAUUCUCCUCAGAAAGAACAGGAAAGAGCCAGGCGGGAGGCUCUUGAGAAACUAGGUCUCCCACAAGAUAAAGAAAAAGAUCCAGAUGAUCAUGGGGCCAAAAACUCUGCUCUCUCAAAAUCCAGAGAGACUCCAAGGACUAGCAGCAGUGAGAAUGUAAAUGUCGAUAACAUUGCUGUGAAUAAGAAACCUGAGCAGAUGUAUAGCCAAGUUGGAGGGAAAGGCUUCUGCCCGAUGGAGAUCAAUGUUCCAAGUGUUAAAGAAACAAACUUUAAAUCCAACACACUGGAGCGAUCAGGAGUGGGCUUGAGCAGCUACGUCUCUUCUGGCAGUGAGGAUAAGAAUAUUAAAAACAGUAGCUCACUUGGCAAAACAUCCUUUUUGGAUAAAAUAGCUCCAAGUUUUCUCAGGAAUAACAGGCCACGUACAGCUUCCCUUGGCAUGGGGAGUGACUUCACUGAUCUGAAGGAGAACAGAAUGCAGAAUUAUGAGAUAGAAAAAACUGAUAAGCGAAGAUCUUACCCACUUCAAAACCCUGCCAAGCUUCCCAGGCCCCCUUGUGUCAGUGUAAAAAUCACACCUAAGGGGGCCACAGAUGAGGACCGAAAGGAGGCUCUGAAAAAACUUGGCCUGUUGAAAAAUUCAGACAAAUGACUUAUUUAAUGCAAAAUGGUGUUUUCAAACAGUAUGCUUGUUGCUUUCCAGAACUUAGUUAAAAUUGGACAAUGUGUAGCAAGAUUUGGUCUAGCAAGUAAGUAUGUGCAGUGGGUUAACCUGUGCUAGUUUCAGCAGGCAGCAUGAGAACAAACAUCUAAUUCACACCUUUUCUCCUUAUUUUGUUGAAAGUUAGUAACUCUGCUAUUUAGAUUAACCUUUAUCCCACAUAGACAAUUGAUCACUUAUAUAAAAUCUCUCUGUGUGUAUUGGUUGUAUAUAGUAUAUCAAGUUAUGACUGUAUGUAAGAAGUAGAUGUUAAACCUGAAGGGAAAAUGUCAGAGAUAUAGGUUCAUAUUACUAGAGCAAGCCAUAAGCUCUGGGUAUAUACAGGGGCAUUUCGUCAUGACAGUAGCUGUACGGCUAGUACUUUUAUUAGAUCAACAUGUGGAUUUUGAUUCUUCAUUUAAACAUUUGAGCCUGCUAAUUCAUUUUGGAGAGUAUGCUGAAACCACCAGCAGCAUUUGACUAGGUCAACCAUGGAUUGAAAUAUGCAUUUUUCUGAAGGACUGAAGUGCUUGGUAAUUCACCUGGAAUGUAGCUUCCAAAUGAUAAAACAAACAGUGAAAUCGGUGUUGAUUUAGUCCACUUGU
Messenger RNA from Gekko japonicus, 2527 nucleotides. Its product is annotated as chromosome unknown open reading frame, human C1orf116. The record is from RefSeq and is a predicted model, not a curated record. Lineage: Eukaryota; Metazoa; Chordata; Lepidosauria; Squamata; Gekkonidae. The transcript is spliced from 4 exons. Bases 114 to 1874 code for a protein of 586 amino acids.